Molecule: messenger RNA, 2715 nt
Organism: Salvia hispanica
Lineage: Eukaryota; Viridiplantae; Streptophyta; Magnoliopsida; Lamiales; Lamiaceae
Product: protein NLP6-like
Molecular function (GO): DNA-binding transcription factor activity; protein binding
Source: RefSeq, a predicted model, not a curated record
AUGGAGGACCUCCAAACUCAGUCUCUCUCCCUACCCGAAUUCACGAAUUUGAUGGCACCAAACCCACUCUCCUAUUCUUCCCACAGCGAUUGGCACGUCUUCUCCGGCGACCGUCAAGAAUCCGAAUUCACGAAGCCCACCUCCAAUUUCUCCAAUUCGAUCACCAAAAUCAAAAUCAAAGCGGCGCUGGAGCUCUUCGACUUCAUCUGCUUCCCCUCCCUCGUUCAGUUCUGGUCGCCCACCAUUUCCCAAGACCAGCAAGAGCUUCUUCAUUCGUCCGACUUGCCUUUCGCCCUUAGAGGUCUGCGGAAGGGGAUUUGUUUAUUCCGUAAGCGUUGCUCCGAUCACAGAUACAAUGUCCGUGGCGAUCGCUGCGGCCCUCCGGGUCGGGUUUUCCGGCGGAGGUUUCCGGAAUUUUGCCCCGAUUUGAGAUGUUACUCUGAGGAGGAGUUCGAGUUGAAGGAUUUGGCCAUGGCUGCCGGAAUCCGUGGGUAUUUGUGUUUGCCGGUGUUUGAGCCUGAUUGGAAUUUCUGUAUCGGAGUUGUUGAGAUUUUGACGAUAAUGGAUGGAAGCUUUUACUUCGCCAAUGUGAUCGAUAAAGUAUCAGCUUCACUCAAGGAGGUUGGAUUGAGGUGCUCUGAUGCAUUCUGGCCAUUUGACACAAAUCAACUAACAUACAAUCAACUUGAAAAUCAGGGUCCCGGACAAUAUAAACUUGCUGUCGAUGAGAUACAGAAUGUCUUGGACGUGCUAUGUAAAGCAUACAAAUUACCUUUUGCUCAGACUUGGGUUGCCAUCAGGGGUGGAGCCAAUGAAGAAAGCUUCAUUUCCACGGCCAAAAUGGAAUCGGUCACUAGGUUUUCUUCGUUUCAAAGAGACUGCAACUGGUUCCAUUUGAGAAAGGGUCAGGGCAUUGUGUGGAAGGCAUUGUCAUCUGGUGCUUGCUUCUGCAGAGAUGUAACCAAGUUAAGCCUAGUUGAUUAUGCUUUAGCACUCAGUGCACGAAAGGUUGGUUUUACGGGUGGGUUCGCUAUUUGCUUGCAAAGCACCUACCCUAGAAAUCUUCAAUAUAUAAUAGAGUUGUUCCUGCCUCCAAACCAGACAAUUUAUCAGCAACCCCGGAUUUUUCUGACUUCACUUUUAGACACAAUGAAGCAGGAAUUUAAAACCUUCAAGCUUAGAACAGGACAGGAUGUACAUGUUGAAGUUCUUCAGACUUCUGAGGAUGAUCCCCUCGAUUCGUUUGUAAUGAGUAAAACUAUGCAUGCAAGUGAAAGCUUAGAGAACCAAGCAAAUAAAGCUCAACGAACCCCAGCCGUGCCAUUGCCUAUUGAUAAUAGAGCUAACAGUUGUAGACCAGAAACUGUUAGAAUAGGGGAAAACACUGCUAGUUCAUCUCUUGUUUCCAAAUGCUGCCAUAACGAAAAGGCGGUACCAUCACAUGAUACUACCCCAAAUAACACUAGGGAUGAACUAAAUCCACAACGGAUUUUUCGGGCCCGCAUUGGUUCUACGAGGAAAUUAAGCUUGGGAGAGGUAGUAAGCACAAAGGCUCCUCAAAACCUAUCUGAGAAUAGAGUAGAUAACCUUAAUUCUAAGAGAUCCAUCUCAAAUAACAUGAAAGCUGCAUCUGGCAUAAAUGGCAGGAAGAGAAGUAGAGUUGGCUGUUCUGCAGAGAAACAUAUUGUAGAAACUAUCCAGCAGUGUCGUGUGAGUCCUCCCGAUGAGGGUCACUCUUCUCAUUCUUCUCUUUCACCAUAUAUGGAAAACCUAGGAUGCAUCAUGACAGUGAAGGCAGACUUUGAAGGUGAUACUAUAAUGUUCAAAGUUCCCGCAGACUCUGGAAUAACGAAACUGAAAGAUGAAGUUGUGGAAAUGUUAAAAUUAGAUGGUGCAACUUUUGAACUCAAGUAUCAACGUGAAGACAAAAUUUGGGUCGUACUUGAUACCGAUGCAAAAUUGUUGGAGUGUGUGAGUGGUUUCACAUCAUCGGGUCUAAAUAAGAUCAGGCUUUCCAUCAUGUCUAUCAAAAUGACAGUGAAGGCAUCGUAUAAAGAUGAUCUGAUAAAGUUUGAGCUCCCUCUUUCAGCCGGAAUAUUAGAACUGAAGAAUGAAAUGAUAAAUAUGUUAAAAUUGAAUGAUGGCAGUUUCGAAAUCAAGUACACUGAUGAGAACAACAGUCCUAUUUCUCUGGAUAGUGAUAAAGCCUUGCAGAAUUGUAUCAAUACAGCAAAGGCACUAAAGAAAACUACAAUAAGGCUCUCCAUUCAGCCCAUUGUACCUCAAACAUCAACCAGCAACGAAUGCAUAGCGAUUGUGAAAGCUACUUAUGGAGGUGAUAUUAUAAAGUUUAAGUUCACUGCUUCAUCAGGAAUAAUGAAGUUGAAGGAUGAAAUGAGUAAGAUGUUAACAAUAGAAACUGCAAGUUUUGUUGUCAAGUAUCCCGAUGAAUGUGGCAACGAAGUUGCAGUGGAUGGAGAUGCAGCUCUGACCGACUACAUGACUAGGAUGGCAUCUUUCGGCACUGUCAGAAUCUCUCUUCAACGUAUAGACCAACCGGCUUAACCUCAAAGAAGCUGCGGUGCAGAAACCCCUACUUACACUUGAUGGAGUACGCCACUUAUUUCAUUUUUUGAAGCAGGCAUAUUUAUUGUAAAUGUAUGUUGUGUAAAUGAAUAAUAAAAAUGAUACUGGUUAAAAAAAUUUCCCUUUUCA